This is a messenger RNA of Ceratosolen solmsi marchali, 587 nucleotides long. It is a transcript of the gene SmD1, whose product is annotated as small ribonucleoprotein particle protein SmD1. The record is from RefSeq and is a predicted model, not a curated record. The transcript is spliced from 4 exons. NCBI's taxonomy places the organism in Eukaryota, Metazoa, Arthropoda, Insecta, Hymenoptera, Agaonidae. Gene Ontology annotation, biological process: spliceosomal snRNP assembly; RNA processing. The coding region runs from base 88 to 459 and encodes 123 amino acids. Gene Ontology annotation, molecular function: RNA binding.
UACAUCGCUUAGAUUAUAUGUGGUUAUAUACAUAUGAUAUUAGGUGUUAUAUUCAAUAUAAUAUUAGCACCUAUAUAAAUUUCGAUCAUGAAACUGGUUAGAUUUUUAAUGAAAUUAAGCCAUGAAACCGUUACAAUAGAACUCAAAAAUGGAACUCAAGUACAUGGAACUAUUACUGGUGUUGAUGUAGCAAUGAAUACACAUUUAAAAACAGUAAAAAUGACAAUAAAAAAUAGAGAUCCAGUGCAAUUAGACACACUUAGUUUAAGAGGAAAUAAUAUUAGAUAUUAUAUUUUACCUGAUUCUUUACCUCUUGAAACAUUAUUAAUUGAUGAUACACCUAAAGCUAAAGCUAAAAAGAAGGAAGCAGCUAGAGGAGCUGCAAGGGGCAGGGGUCGUGGAGGACGAGGUGCGAGAGGUGGCAGAGGUGGUAGAGGAAGAGGCAGAGGCAGGCGAUAACAAACUUACUUAAUUCCAAAAACUAAUGACUAUUCAAAUUCUGUCAUAUGUUGAUACAAUAACUUUUCACCUUAAAUAUCUCAAAUAAAAUAUACAUUUUACUAUAAAAUAUUACAUUUAAAACAUUU